Messenger RNA from Aspergillus sclerotioniger CBS 115572, 2190 nucleotides. RefSeq names its product anoctamin family protein. Gene Ontology annotation, cellular component: cortical endoplasmic reticulum. Gene Ontology annotation, molecular function: chloride channel activity. Gene Ontology annotation, biological process: chloride transmembrane transport. The record is from RefSeq and is a predicted model, not a curated record. The coding region runs from base 120 to 2093 and encodes 657 amino acids. The transcript is spliced from 2 exons. NCBI's taxonomy places the organism in Eukaryota, Fungi, Ascomycota, Eurotiomycetes, Eurotiales, Aspergillaceae.
GCCAUGGCUAUGGUCCCUCCCUACUAGUGUGCAUUCGGGUCCCCCCUGACCUCUUGGGGAACUUGGUACAUAAAUCUCGGUACGGUUGACUGGUGAUAACGGAUGACACACGGUCGCGUAUGCUAACAGCAUCUAGCGUCAAGGACUGGCUUCACGGUAUUAUCCAUGAAUUCCCUGAAGGGGGCGACUACGCCGAGGCCGAGGCCGACACCCCUGCGGAAGCCCUGCGAUCAGUUUAUCAUGCGGUGACCUGGCAAAAGUCGUUGGGAGGUGCUGGGAUUACCCCCAAGUUGGGUCAGUGGAAGAACAUCACAGCGGCUAUUCCUCUGCAGGACCGCGCCGCCAAUGCGGAGCUGCUGCGGAAAUGGAGUCGCACCAUUUUCUUGACCACCGAGGAUCUCGAUGCCAUUCGCGCAUUGUUUGGUGAAAAGGUCGCUUUCUACUUCGCCUUCAUUCACUGCUACUCCUGUUUCUUGAUCUUUCCGGCCGCCUGGGGCAUAUUCUGUUGGUUCUAUCUGGGCCCCUAUUCAGUUACGUGUGCGGUGGUUACCUGCAUUUGGGGUAUCGUGUUUAUCGAAUACUGGAAGACUCGCGAGCUGGACCUGAGCCUGCGUUGGAAUGUUCGAGAUGUAGGCUUUCUGAAGGUGAACCGACCGGAGUGGGUUUGGGACAGAGAAAUCCAGAACCCGCACACCGGGGAAACCAUCCGCGUGUUUUCCGCUCAUCGACAGUUCCUUCGCCAGCUGCUACUGAUCCCCUUUGCGACCGUGGCAAGUGUGGCUUUGGGUACCUUAAUCAUUGUGACCUUCGCCCUGGAGAUUUUGGUGUCGGAAGUGUACAAUGGUCCAAUGAAGGGAUAUCUGGAGUUCCUUCCCACCGUUCUAUUUUCACUCUCGCUACCUUCCAUCACCAAUUUAUUGACGGAGUUUGCGAAGCGGUUGACCGACUACGAGAACUACCGCACGCAGGAUCAAUACGAUCUGGCUCAGACGGCCAAGACAUUCGUGAUGCACUUUAUUACGGCCUUUUUGCCCACCCUACUGACCGCAUUUGCGUACGUCCCAUUCGGAGGCAAGAUUGCGCCCUAUCUCGACGCGCUUCGGGAACGUGGUCUACUUUCAGCCAACCUGGCUCGAGAGAUCCAUAUCGACACUUCCCGCCUGCAGCAGGAAGUGAUUUAUCUGUCCAUGACCGCCCAGGUUCUGAACUUCGGGGAAGAGAUCGUACUUCCUUAUGUGAAACAAACCCUGAUGCAUAAGUGGCGUGACUGGCGCGAAGGUCGGGACUCGUCGCGUCAUCCCCGCCGUUAUUCGCAACGGACCGACCAACUCCUAGUCGAUGCCCCGGAAGAAGCCUCGUUCCUCUCGCGUGUCCGUGACGAACUCGAUGCGGAUGAGUACAAUGUCCACGAUGAUAUUCUGGAGAUGUGCGUCCAGUUUGGAUCUUUGGCCCUGUUCGGUGUUGCAUGGCCCUUGGUAUCCCUGGGAUUCUUGGUCAACAACUGGCUGGAACUGCGUGGGGAUUUCUUCAAACUCAGUCUGGAGUGUCAGCGACCCGCUCCCAUCCGCGCUGAUUCAAUCGGCCCAUCGCUCAUGGGCCUGGAGGUGCUCAGCUGGCUCGGUACAUUGUCGACGGCCGCCAUCGUGUACUUGUACCACGAUGGACUGGAGGAAAUCCACCUGUCCUCUCUCCUUCUGACUCUCCUCCUUGCCGAAUGGGCCUAUGUCGCGGUCCGCUUCAUUGUGCGGAGCGGACUUGAAAGGAUCAGCUUCAUCUCACUCCGCCGCGAGGAGUCGAAGCGGUACGCGAUGCGGAAGCGCUACUUGGAGGCCACCUCUGGCCGGGUGUCCCCUCGGGCUAAACCCCGCGUGCGGUUCCAGGACCGCGUGAGUGUUUUCUCGUCAUCCACGGACGUCCCCGGUACCAAGGAAGACUUCCUGCAUCCGGGCCAUGAUGGAAUGGGCCGGGGAGGACGGUUCUGGUCCUGGGCGCCCCAAGAAACAGCGGACGCAGGCGUUCGGCUGAUCAAGGCGCUGAAUGGUAACAUGGACGGCUCGAAGACGGGCCCUGUGAAGGGAGCCAAGGGGGCUUGAUUAGAGCCCCAUCCGCUCAUUGUAUAUUGUCGAUCAUUUGUCUUGUUUUGGAUUCGAACCGUCGCGGGUAGAUGGUCAGCCGAGCCUGCCGGGCGGA